UCAUCACCCCUAUCGCUGUUUUUGUAGAACACCCAAAUCCUAAUAAAAACCCUAGCUAGCUAGUCCUAUUACUGCUUCUUUCGUCUUAGUUCUCAAAUCAUAACCCUCAUCUCUGCUGCCUACAAUCAAAAGAACAACGCACGUACGCGACCAUGUGGUACAAAGUUGCGAACGCUUCAGAGUAUCUAGUGAUCACCGGCGUCGGAAUCGACGACAUCAAGCUUGCAAAGAAGGCAUGGAUUAUGCCCGGCCAAACCUGCACCGUCUUCGACAUGACCCCCGUCAACUACACCUUCCAAGUCCAAGCCAUGAGCUCGGAAAUGCUCCCCUUCACCCUCCCCGCCGUCUUCACCAUCGGACCCCGCACCGACGACAUGCCCAGCCUCCACAAGUACGCCAAGCUCCUCUGCCGCCAGGAUCAGCUCUCCAACAAUGUGAGAGACCUUGUCCUGGGCAUCAUCGAGGGUGAGACGCGGGUUCUCGCUGCCUCAAUGACAAUGGAGGACGUGUUUAAGAUGACAAAAGAGUUUAAGGAACAGGUGUUUGAUAAGGUUCAGUUGGAAUUGAAUCAAUUCGGGCUGUGGAUAUACAAUGCAAAUGUCAAACAGUUGGUGGACGCUCCGGGGCAAGAGUAUUUUAGUUACUUGGGGCAGAAGAUACAGAUGGAGGCGGCGAAUAAGGCUAGGGUUGACGUGGCGGAGGCGAAGAAGAACGGGGAGAUUGGGUCAAAAGAGAGGCAGGGGCUGACGCUGCAGAACGCGGCUAAGAUUAAUGCGGAGACGAAGAUUUUUAGGACGAAGAGGGAGGGAGAGGAGAAGAUGGAGGGGAUUAGGACGAGGACGCAGGUGAAGGUGUUUGAGAAUAUGAGGGAGGCUGAGGUGGCGGAGGCCAAUGCUGAUCUGAUGAAGAAGAAGGCCGGGUGGACCAAGGAGGCGCACGUGGCGGAGGUGGAGGCUUCAAAGGCGGUGGCCUUAAGGGAGGCGGAGUUGCAAAAGGAGGUAGAGAGGAUGAAUGCCUUGACUAGGAAGGAGAAGCUUACGGCUGAGUUAUUGACUGAGGCCAAUGUUGAGUAUGAAACCAAGGUGCAAUCGGCAAAUUCGGAGUUCUACAAAGAACAAAAAGCUACGGAUGCAGUUCUUUACCAACGAGAGAAAGAGGCUGAGGCACAAAAAGCAACUGCAGAGGCACAACUCUAUGCCCGUCAACAAGCUGCUGAUGGAGACUUUUAUGCCAGGAAAAAAGCGACGGAGGCAGAGCUCUAUGCUCGUCAACAAGCUGCUGAUGCAAAAUGUUAUGCAAGAAAAAAAGAGGCUGAGGGACUCAUGGCCCUCGGACACGCCCAAGGCGCAUAUCUGCUCUCUCUUCUGGACCCAGUCGGAGGCAACUAUGCAGCUAUCAGGGACUUUAUGAUGAUCAAGCGUGGCAUGCUUCAAGAAGUUGCUAAGAUCAAUGCUGAAGCCGUGCGAGGUCUAAAGCCAAAGAUUAGCAUUUGGACUAAUGGCUGCGGGGAGGGUGGUGAUGGUGGUGCCAAUGGGGCUAUGAAGGAGAUUGCUGGUGUUUACAAGGCGUUGCCACCACUGUUCCAUACAGUUCAUGAACAAACUGGCAUAUGAAGCCACCGGCUUGGAUGGGCACUUUGUCUACCAACUCGACUCUCGAUAGCAACUGAACUCUGAAUUGUGUUCAAUCGAAAGUACGACAUCACUGUCGGAUCAUGGACUAUCAUGCAUUAAUUUAGAGCUAAUGAUAUUGCAGAUUUUCUUGUAUUUAGUGAUCAGUGAGAAUUUUGUUUUAGUGACCGAUAAGAAGUAUUUGUUGGUAUUUCUGAAUCUCGCGCGGUUGUAUAUAUU
Malus domestica (apple) is the source of this 1850-nucleotide messenger RNA. RefSeq names its product flotillin-like protein 4. Gene Ontology annotation, biological process: protein localization to plasma membrane. The record is from RefSeq and is a predicted model, not a curated record. Gene Ontology annotation, cellular component: plasma membrane raft; plasma membrane. NCBI's taxonomy places the organism in Eukaryota, Viridiplantae, Streptophyta, Magnoliopsida, Rosales, Rosaceae.